This is a messenger RNA of Caenorhabditis remanei, 579 nucleotides long. RefSeq lists its product as uncharacterized. The coding region runs from base 1 to 579 and encodes 192 amino acids. The record is from RefSeq and is a predicted model, not a curated record. Lineage: Eukaryota; Metazoa; Nematoda; Chromadorea; Rhabditida; Rhabditidae. Gene Ontology annotation, molecular function: RNA polymerase II cis-regulatory region sequence-specific DNA binding; DNA-binding transcription factor activity, RNA polymerase II-specific. Gene Ontology annotation, biological process: regulation of transcription by RNA polymerase II. The transcript has 4 exons.
AUGAUAAAUACAACUUCAAGUUUCUCAAUUGAUGAUCUACUUCGCGGACAUUCAAAUGAGAUUCAACGUAUUCUGAAGCUAGAUGAAUCGUCAACUAAUUCUCAAUCCAGUUCAGAUGAAAACUCUGAGAAACCAUCAAUGUCCAUGAUUUCUCUUCCGAUAUCGAGUGAUAUUGCUCCAAAUAUAGCCCCUGCUCUCUCUGAACAACUAUGGCUUGCUGCAGCUGCAUUCCCAAUCGAACACAGUCUUUUGUUGGCUCAACGCAAUGGAGUUUUCCCCGGUUUUUGGUCAACUGCCGAUCAGAUUCGAUUGUCAAAUGCAUCAAAAGCGUACAGAAGAUUAAGUUCCCGAAGGAAGGCUCGAACAGUGUUCAGUGAUCAACAACUUCAAGGGUUGGAGAGAAGAUUUGAGUCCCAGAGAUACCUGAGUACUCCUGAAAGAAUCGAGUUGGCAAAUGCAUUGAAUCUGAGUGAGACUCAAGUCAAAACAUGGUUUCAAAAUAGACGAAUGAAGCAUAAGAAAGUGGUGAGAAAGGAUGACAACAGUGUGGACGAUGGGCAUGAUAACGAAAGCGAAUGA